Messenger RNA from Folsomia candida, 2094 nucleotides. Its product is annotated as ubiquitin-conjugating enzyme E2 N. The transcript has 4 exons. The record is from RefSeq and is a predicted model, not a curated record. Bases 188 to 640 code for a protein of 150 amino acids. NCBI's taxonomy places the organism in Eukaryota, Metazoa, Arthropoda, Collembola, Entomobryomorpha, Isotomidae.
AAUCUGGCUGAAACGAGUGUGGACGACCCUCUCUCAACCAGCCCCGGUGGCCCAUUCUCUUCAAAACUCACAAGCAAGACUCGAUGAUUAUGCAAUUUCCCGCUUAGGUUCAAGAAGCCUCUUCCAGAAACCGUGCCUUCAGUCAGGAGAAGAAGUUGCCGUACAAGAAGUUUCGAGCCGAGACACCAUGGCUCUACCGCGUCGAAUUAUCAAGGAAACUCAACGCCUCAUGGCGGAACCAGUUCCGGGAAUAAGUGCCGUCCCCGAUGACAGCAACGCGCGUUACUUCCACGUCGUGGUCACAGGACCAGAAGGAUCUCCGUUCGAAGGUGGCGUUUUUAAGCUAGAACUGUUCUUACCUGAAGACUAUCCCAUGUCAGCCCCAAAGGUUCGUUUUAUUACGAAAAUCUACCAUCCGAAUAUUGACAAGUUGGGUAGAAUCUGCUUGGACAUUUUAAAAGACAAAUGGAGUCCUGCCCUUCAGAUUCGAACUGUGUUGCUGUCUAUUCAGGCGUUGUUGAGUGCUCCGAAUCCGGACGACCCUCUGGCCAACGAUGUCGCCGAACUCUGGAAGAUGAACGAGCAGGAGGCUAUACGAAACGCUAGAGAGUGGACAAGAAUGUAUGCUCUGGGCAACUAAUACUGGCUUCACGAAUAGGUUUAUUAAUACGCAAUCUGACUUGUUUUUCAUGUACUUUCUUAUUCAUCUGAUUCAUCACCAUCAUACUGAAAAAAUUCAACGGUUGUAAACAUAUAAACUUCAUUCAUGUAUGGUCAAAUUUAGUGUACCACCACCAUCAUUUCACUGAUUAUAUAAGAAUAACUUAUCUUAAACUGCAAAAAAAUCUUUACUUUUAAAACGGUCUGGAGCCUGAGGGCCAACCUAAUUUGUAGCAAAUUUCACCGAAUAAAUUGUUUGUUUGUCCAAGUAAUAUCGAUUUCUAAGGUGUCGUCCUCAAUGACAUUUAUAUUAUUGGUUGGUGAGUUGGUUAAUAAGUUAUAUUCUUCUUCGGGUUAAGGAAACUUUUAUAGCUAAGUAAAAUUUAUAUUGAUCUUGAAGCAAUACAUGAGAUUGCUUUAUAUUCAACUUUUUCUGAGUGAGAAACUACUACAAGAAUUAUGUAACUUCUUCAUGAUUUUCCUAAUAAUUACUUAAUUAUUACAAUUAGUUAGCGCAUUAGACUUUUUAUAAGAAACGCCUGAUGUUUGACCAUUAUAAUUUGAAUAAGCAAAGUAUGUGAAACAGUGCCGAUAAACUUUAAGAUGCUACUGCUGCAUACAUAUUUCACCUAAUAAUGUUAGUUAUUUUACAUAUUUCACUUAUUGUGAUCAGUAAGUACUGUGUUGAAUAUUAUUACCAACUUUUUUUUUCGAGCCGUUAUUAUGUAAUGUUUUCUCAACUGACUGAUCAUUUCAUUUAUUACGUAUUUAGAGAGAGUGAGUAUCUAGGAAUAAUAAUAUUCAUCAUCAUCUUCUUAAUUGUUUGUUUGUUAAUCUUGGUUCAUUCUGAGCUUAACUUGCAAAAAACUUUAAGUAUAAUAGAAGAAUUUAAUGUCGUCUUAUUGCUUUCCAUUUUUCCAAACAAGAAGAACAAAGGUCAGUUUUAUUAAGGACAGGGACAAGAGGACGAUUGGUUUGUUGGCUCAUAAUAAUUAAAAACUAUAGAUGAUAUGAUACAAGGAAUAAUGCGCGAUUAUUCCAAUCAACAUAAUAACCUUAAGAACAAGAUUACUGAUACAGCGAGCGAGAUCGAAACAGAGAGGCAGUGCCUAGCCUAAGUUUAGUAUUAUUAUAGAUGAUGAUGAUGAUCAACUAAAUAUAUAAGCUAAGAUAUAUCCAACAAGGGGAGGGCGAUCCAGAAUUCAGGAGGGCGUCAUUCCCAUGCUCUUCGGAAACUUUUGAAAUUUGCAAUAGUUCGUAGUAUAGAUUAUAAAGAGUGAAAGAGGAGAGAAGAUUGAUUCCUUAAUAAUUCUGGAUCACCUCCCACUGAAAAACAAUAUCUUCUACGACAUUUGACUCCAAAUGUGUGCGAAGUUAUGAUACGCGUACGGUACUAUUUUGCUCCCAAAAAAUAAAAAAGUGUUUAAUAUUGGA